Molecule: messenger RNA, 624 nt
Organism: Fonsecaea multimorphosa CBS 102226
Lineage: Eukaryota; Fungi; Ascomycota; Eurotiomycetes; Chaetothyriales; Herpotrichiellaceae
Exons: 2
Coding region: 1-624 (207 amino acids)
Source: RefSeq, a predicted model, not a curated record
AUGUCCACCUACAAACCAAGCCCCCUGGAGUUCACCAGUAUAGGCACUAUUCCUGUGAGAGUACCGGGAAAUUCGUCGAGCUCACGGGUAUAUCACGUCCACAUCAGUCUCCUUUACGGUCAAUCGAAAUUGGUUAAGAGGAUAAUAUGGGAGGGAGUUGGCACCGGGGGCAUCCAGAUUCCGGACUAUGUCGCCGGCUUGGGCUUCGAACACUUCGUGACAUGGCUCCACAAUGGUGAUAUACUAGAGGGCCACUUCAAACGUCACAUCAUCAACCUCUGGGAAUUAGCUUUCGAGCUAGAGUCAAACAGCUUCAAAGCGUAUCUCAAAGAGAAGGGCAAAGAAUGCCUGGGGGAGUCCGACUAUUUAGCCUUUGCUCAGCGCCUCGAGACCAUGCAGCCCGCGGACUCCUCCUUCAGCCUACAGGAUCUUCACGACUACAUGUUCCAAGGCCUUGCAGACAAGAUUCAUACGGACGGAUGGACGAGCUUCAUUGAAAAGACCGAGGGCGGAUGGGAGGAUUUGAUGAACCGCAAGGACGAUGAAGAUGGAACCAAGGGAAAGUUCCUUUCCAGCCUCAUGGCAUGGUUGGACAAGGACGAUCGAAAGAGCACGCCAGGCUAG